AUCAUUUAAGGGAACUUGUCAAAUCAUCCACAUAAUAAAAAUAACGAACUGUAACAGCUACAGUCUUCUGUUAUUCAUCUCCAGAUACAAGUAAACCACAAAUAUAAUAUUAGCUGAUAAUGGUUACGUAGCUAUACGCAGAAGGUGUAAAUAAUAGGCCUGCGGUUACAAAGAAGGUGAAUGAUCUCGCUAUGGUCCUGUAGCUACAUGCUUCUUAUAACCAAGGCGCCUAGCUAGUGUGCAUGAUUCUCACGGUAAUUACUGCGUCCUAAACGCGUGUCGUGUACUUAGACGUCAGCGUGCAACAAUGCUCGCGCACCCUGACACUUCGUUCCCAGAAUUCCCUUAACGGGCACUCGGACACUAGGAAGAAUUCCGUCGGUGUUUAUAGAAUCGCAAGUUACAUCGAUUUUUCCGGUUUGCACACUCAGAAAGUACAUAUCACCUACCAUAAAAAUGUAGCACUGAACCUGAACUUGUGACACUGCCGCAAAAUGGGGAUGUAAGCUUAAGUCUCGCAUAUGAAUCAAGUUUCGAGUGUAGUUAAAAAAAAUUUUUUUUUUUUAAAGCCACGUGAAAAAUAAUAGCAAGCAAGUUCUGAGUGGCAUACAUGGGAAUGUAAGUCGAAACAAUCUGACAACUCAGUUCGACAAGAAUGUUCCUUUUCGUUCUGUUACUUCUGGUUCAGCCAGCAGAGAGCAGCAAUUCGUCAAUAUCCUGCUAUGAUGACCAAGGAAAUGCUGUUGACUGGUUUUACCUUUACAAACUCCCCCGUCUGCACGAAGAACCACCAGAACAGGGUCUGAGGUACCUACUGCUGGGGGAACAGAAUGAGCAAUGGGUGGAUGGUAGCGUGCUGGUGGGAGAUAGCACAGGUGCCCUGGGGAGGACUGUGAGCCCACUUUACGAGAAAGGUGAACUUGGAUAUAUCCUGUACAAUGACCAGCCACCAGAACAGCACAGUGUGGACAAUGAAGGGAGGCGUGGAGGCCACACCAAAGGCAUCGUCCUCUUCGACAGCAGCCAAGGUUACUGGUUGGUCCACAGCACGCCCCACUUUGCGCCGCGGAAGGCCGAGGGGCGCUUCUCCUACCCCAGCAGUGGCAUCCCCAAUGGGCAAAACUUCAUCUGUGUCACCUACCCUCUCAAGCGCUUCGAGACGAUAGGUCAGCAGCUCAAAAUCAACCAACCUCAUGUUUACGACUGUGAUGUCCCAGAGACACUGGCCACCUCGGUGCCCACUAUGCUUCAACUAUGCAAAGAGAGCAAAUGGGGGCGGGGCAACUACAGCACCUCACCUGCUUCCUACUCCUCAGCCAAUCAGAGCGUCUCCCUCUUGUCACUGGCUGGGCAGGAGUUCAUCAGCUUUGCUAAAGGAGCUUCUUUCAAGGAUGACCUGUACCACUCAUGGGUGGCUCCAACUUUGCAGUCUGACCUGCUGGUGCAGUUCUGGCACCGCUCCACCGGUGUCCUCUCAUCUGACUGCUCCCCCAGCUGGACGGUGCUGAAUGUACACUUCAUCUCACCUGGCGGGCAGAUCACCUUCAAGACCACAGAGGACCAUUCCAAGUGGGCAGUGAGUGCUGCAGGGGGCGGCCCUGGGGGCUGGGUCUGCGUUGGGGACAUCAACCGAAAUGAGGCAGAGGAGAAUAGAGGGGGCGGGACAGUGUGCCAUCUGAACGCCGUCGUGUGGAAGGCAUACCGCACAGCAGUGCUGCAGUGCGAUUUGUGUACGGGGGGGGUGGGGGAGUGUGACACUUCUCUGUAUCACUGACUCUUAGAGAGAGAGAGAGAGAGAGACAGGCCUAUGUGUAAUCCAUAGGGUGUAAAAACCAUUGGUGCACAUACUACUGGUUUUCACUGGUUAUUGUAGUUUGCCAUUGAUUUAUUGUAGUUUGCACAAUAAUGAUAUUCUACAGAAUAAUAACAAAUACAUAACAUAUAAAGGUGA
This is a messenger RNA of Electrophorus electricus (electric eel), 1951 nucleotides long. The record is from RefSeq and is a predicted model, not a curated record. NCBI's taxonomy places the organism in Eukaryota, Metazoa, Chordata, Actinopteri, Gymnotiformes, Gymnotidae.